Raphanus sativus (radish) is the source of this 1736-nucleotide messenger RNA. RefSeq lists its product as uncharacterized. The coding region runs from base 1 to 1584 and encodes 527 amino acids. The record is from RefSeq and is a predicted model, not a curated record. Lineage: Eukaryota; Viridiplantae; Streptophyta; Magnoliopsida; Brassicales; Brassicaceae. The transcript is spliced from 7 exons.
AUGGAGAGAUCCCGAGAAGAACUUGAAGCUUCCAACAAUGGCGGAUCAUCACCGAACAAGAUCACUGGAUCUCUUGAUGUUGGUGAAGAGGUUAAGUACCCACCUUUAAACUUGGCUCUAACAAUCACUCCAGAGUUUAUCAAGCAGAUUGAAUCACUCCAACAGCAACAACAACAACAACAUCAGUCCAACCCAACUCCUCCUGGAAAGACAAAACCAAUGAGUUUUCCAAUCACAAAGAUCACAAUUGGUGAAUGGACCCACAAAGCAGUAUACGAGCAGGAUCUCAAGGCUAAAAUCUAUUUUCGACAUAAAAAGAUCAUGUGGGAGUGUCUCGAAGACGUAACAACAGCAGCAGCAGAAACAACGAGAAGGAAGAGGAAGAUUGAGAUGCGAUGGGGUGAUGUCUUGUCUCUUAAACCAUGGUAUCAUCCACAUGAUCAAACCGGAAUCCUUAGUGUCGAGUUGAGAAAACCUCCAACGUUCUUCAUAGAGACUAAUAAUCCACAGGCGCUAACACACACUCUGUGGCAAAAGUUGGAUCAAGAUUUCACACUUAAUCACGCUGCUUCCCGUAACAGGAUGCAUACACUUCAUUUUGCUACUGGAGUUCUGCAAGAGAAUAUGAAGAAGCUUGUGUCAGGCGAUAGGUUUUGGUCACAACUGUUCAAAGUCAAUUUCCCAACUCGAGAAGAUCUUUACUUCGACACUAGCUAUGGAAAUGGAAACAGUGAGAACAACAUGAUGGCAGAGAGAGAGAUCAGAGAGAGAGAGAAAGAGGUGGUUCCACAUUCGAUGAAGAGAUCCCGAGAAGAACUUGAAGCUUCCAACAAUGGCGGAUCGUCACCGGACAAGGUAAAGAGUGGACCUUUAAACUUGGCUCUAACAAUCACUCCAGACUUUGUCAAGCAGAUUGAAUCACUCCAACAACAACAACAACAACAUCAGUCCAACUCAACUCCACUCCAACAACAACAAGAACAACAGUCCAACUCAACUCCGCCUGAAAAAACAAAACCUAUGAGUUUUCCAAUCUCAAAGAUCACAAUUGGUGAAUGGACCCGCGACGCAGUCUACGAGCAGGAUCUCAAGGCUAAAAUCUAUUUUCCACAUAAAAAGAUCAUGUGGGAGUGUCUCGAAGACGUAACAACAGCAGCAGCAGAAACAACGAGAAGGAAGAGGAAGAUUGAGAUGCAAUGGUGUGAUGUCUUGUCUCUUAAACCAUGGUAUCAUCCAGAUGAUCAAACCGGAAUCCUGAGUGUCGAGUUGAGAAAACCUCCAACGUUCUUCAUAGAGACUAAUCCACAGGCGCUAACACACACUCUGUGGCAAAAGUUGGAUCAAGAUUUCACACUUAAUCACUCUGCUUCUCGUAACAGGAUGCAUACACUUCAUUUUGCUCCUGGAGUUCUGCAAAAGAGUAUGAAGAAGCUUGUGGCAGGCGAUAGGUUUUGGUCACAACUGAUCAACGUUAAGUUUCCAACUCUGUAUGAUCUUUACUUCAACGACAUUGGCUAUGGAGACGGCAAGAGCAACAUGAUGGCAACACAGUUCAACGGUAGCCACGAGAGCAGCAACAAUUAAUGACUGAGUGUAGAGAACCGCUAGCUUCUUCUUUUUUUUUCUGCUUCCAUAUAUAGAUUUGUCCUCUUUAGGUCUUUUUUUACGUGUUGUAUAUACUCUUCUUGGUGUCUUUGUAAUGCAGAAAAUGCAUCUUCAGAACUCGGUUACUCGUU